CUUCUUCUUUCAGAAGCCCCAGUCAGCAUGGCCAAAAGUCAGGAAUUCUGGGAACUGAAGUCCAAAACACCUGGAAGACUAAAGUUCGGAAACCACUGGAAUAAACUAAGGGUUUAUUUCAAGGUGGCAAAGAGACUGACCACAAUUUAUGGAGAAACAGGUGUUUUCUUCUUCCUUGACAACAAGGACCAACUCAAGUCCUUUUAAGAGUGAAGUGUAUAGUGAAAGGCUUUGACAUCCCUAUGACACAAUAAUGGUGACAGUAUUCCUCAAUGGCAAGAGAUGUUUUGACUCCUCACAAGAGAAAGGAGAGAGAAGUUGAAGGAAAGUGAGGAUGCUGGAUCCAAUUCAUGCUGAGAAGGAGAGCAUCUAGCUUCCCUUUAAAAAGGGACAGAAUUAAAAUUAAACUAAAAGAGGCAAUAAGAGAGGAAGAGUUUGGCUGAAACCACCGAAAAGAGUGCUGGAGUGAAAAGUAACAUUUCAUCAUGGAGACAGACUUGAUUUUCCUGCAGGGGCUCACCCUCAUGAUAGCAACUCAGGGCAGGAUAAUGACCCGAAAGUAUAUCAGCUCGCUGGGACCCCGGCUUUUCCUGCUGGAGAUGUUGUCUACUUUCCAGCUGUGCAGCUGCUUUAACAUCCUGCGCCCUUUGACUGAACUGGAACCCAAGCCCCAGCUCUAUCUUGGUCACCUUUAUUCCUUCGCUGCUCUCCAUUUCUACUUGACCCAGAAUGAGAACACGAGCAACCCUGCCACCAUUUUGGUCUACAUCCUGCGGAAAGGCAUCUCGAUGAAGCUGGGCACGCUGAAGAUCGUGGCCCAGUUCAUCGGCGCGUUCUUGGCCAUGUUCUAUCAGAAUGUGCUCUGGGCAGUCAGGACCAGUACUUUGCUCUCCAACCCCCACAUCUGCAGCCAUCCUCUCCAGACAGAUCUAUUUAAGGCCUUUUGCACGGAGCUGAUAACCUCCUUCCUGUUCCAGCUUGCCGCACUGAAGUCGCAGCUGCAAGAGCUCCGUGUCCGAGCCAAUGUGCUGGCCCUCGCCAUCUCCUCCUUGAUGUAUGCAGCCAGCAGCAGGGCUGUCCCUUCCUGCCGGGGCGAGAGCCACGAGUGCGGACGCCUUGCUCCAGGGCCACCUGUUGCUGUUCUGGAGCCUCCUCCUCCUCCUCCUCCCUUGGGCAGCCCAAUUGGGAAGAAGCUUCAGCCCCUCUCUCUCUCUCUUUCCUCCUCCAAGAACCGGGGCUCUCCAUCGUCUGCGCGGAGCCGCCGUCGGAGCCGGAGCUGGGAAGCCAAAGGAGGCGAGGAAGAGGCCAGGAGCCCCAGCCGCCCUCCUUUCCCGGGACCCGCUUCCCUCCAGGAGCAGUUCCGAAAGGCCCUCCAUUUUAGGCAGCCGGGAGCAGGUCCUCCUCCCUGGCCUUUCCUUGGCAGGCAGCUCUGGGAGAAGCAGGCGAGGCUCUGGCCCUGGGCUGCUGCUUCUCUGCUGCUCGGAGGGUCUGUCUGGGUGUUUGUGUGA
Sceloporus undulatus (fence lizard) is the source of this 1508-nucleotide messenger RNA. RefSeq names its product aquaporin-11-like. Gene Ontology annotation, molecular function: channel activity. NCBI's taxonomy places the organism in Eukaryota, Metazoa, Chordata, Lepidosauria, Squamata, Phrynosomatidae. Gene Ontology annotation, cellular component: cytoplasm. The record is from RefSeq and is a predicted model, not a curated record. The transcript is spliced from 2 exons. The coding region runs from base 486 to 1508 and encodes 340 amino acids.